GUGUGGUCUGAGGGGGUGCUGAAGUUUCUGAUCUCAUUUCCUGCAUAACUCUGUCUGAGGCGCCAUCGUUUUACAUUUUCUUUCUGAUGUCGUCUUUCAGAUUUUAGUUUUUCGACGUGUCAGACAGUGAUUGACAGCUAAGGGGGCGGAGCCAGCAGAGUCCCGCAGAGCAGCUGCAGAGUCGACUUUAAACGGCGGUCAUGUUGGUUCUGGUCUGGUUAUUGUUCCUGACGAUGACGACGAUGAAGAGUGACGCUGCCUCUGCAGAGAUCAUCACUGCACGCAGCGGUGAGGCCGUCCUGCUGACCUCAAGGGCGGUGUUGCAGCGCAGCCAGGACGCCAGAUGGACUCACCACCACCUGGCGGUGUCACUGAGGAACAACAGGAUGAGGUGUCAGCACGGACGCUGCGAGCUGCUGAGUAACGGCUCUCUGAGAUUCAGCCGACUUCAGACUGCAGACUCAGGAAACUACACCCUGGAGGUGUUUGAUGAAAGUGGGAAACGACUGAUGAAGAAAGACUUCGAGCUCAGGGUGGAGGAUAGCAUCAGCAACAGCAACAGCAGCAACAGCAACAGCAACAGCAGCAGCAGUGCGGUGGUGUCUGUGUUGAUCUGCUGCUUCCUCCUGCUGCUACUCUUCAUCAUCAUCUUCAUCUUGAGGAGGAGGAGUCAAAGGAUGAGGACAGCAGGUCCUUUGCAGGAAAAUGUCUAUAUGGUGAUGCAACAUGGCGGAAAACGGAAAGAUGAGGAGGAGAAGCAGGAGAGAGAGGAGGAGUCUAUUUAUGUUCCCUGUAAUCCUAUUGUUUCCAUGGAAACACCAAGCACACAGCAAAUGUCUGAGGAUUUAGAAGACAUCUACGUGUGACGACCAAUCCAAGCUCACCUUGUUUUCAGAGUGCUUUGUCUUACCUGCACACCACAGCUCACCUUUAGUUUGCCAUCCACUAUCUCUUACCUGCCUCUUAUUUUUAUAUAAAUAAACUUGUACAUAGACCAUCCAGAUGAUUCUGUUUGUUUUGGGGAGUUAGAAUCAAAAUGUCUGACAAUGAUUACCACACUCAAAUACAAAAAACCUGAUAGUUGGUAAAAAGUGGGGUUAAAACGAUUCUGCCUGCUAAUGGUGGCAAACGGUCACACCAGUUUCAGAGGUCUGGGGGAAAAAUUUCUGCUGUUGCAGGUUUUAUAAGCACAGUUAGUUAUUAAAGGGAUAUUUCACAGCUGGAAUGAUGGUAUUUUUUUUUAUAAAACUGGGCUGUCUAUGCAGUAGGGAAAAGAAAAAGGGCUGUAGUAUUCCCAAAAUUGAAUCAUUAAAGAAGCUCAUGAAGUCGUUGCUACUGAGGGCUAUAAGAAUACAUGGCUCAAUAGAGCUGUGACUCUGUCAGCCUG
This is a messenger RNA of Siniperca chuatsi (mandarin fish), 1387 nucleotides long. RefSeq lists its product as uncharacterized. Bases 201 to 866 code for a protein of 221 amino acids. Lineage: Eukaryota; Metazoa; Chordata; Actinopteri; Centrarchiformes; Sinipercidae. The transcript is spliced from 6 exons. The record is from RefSeq and is a predicted model, not a curated record.